This is a messenger RNA of Liolophura sinensis, 2186 nucleotides long. RefSeq names its product RNA binding motif protein, X-linked-like-1. The transcript is spliced from 9 exons. The record is from RefSeq and is a predicted model, not a curated record. Lineage: Eukaryota; Metazoa; Mollusca; Polyplacophora; Chitonida; Chitonidae. The coding region runs from base 115 to 1452 and encodes 445 amino acids.
AACAGUGUUGGCGGCCAUUUUAUUCUUGACCAUUCGGUUUGCAGCGGAGUUUUAUUAGCAAUAUCAUCGCGUGGUAAAUAGUGAUUGAAUACAUCUUGGUAGACAAAGGGAACUAUGUCUUCCAUGUCUCCAAGAAAGCGUGGACCGCCGGUGAGCCUAAGAGGUGGCCCUCCACCUAAGCGCGGCAUGAUGUCCCGUAGAGGAGGCCCUCCUCCGCGAGAUGGGCCAAUGAGGGGUCCUCCCCACAGAGACACCUCCAUGAGAGGCCCACCACACAGAGAUGGCUCUAUGCGGUCAGGGAGAGGCCCACCACAGAGGGAGGAUUCAAUGAGGGGCCCUCAUAGAGAACAGUCCAUGAGGGGCCCUCCAAGAGAGUCAUCCAUGAGGGGCCCUCCACCCAGGGAGUCCAUAAGGGGUAUGCCUGUAAGAGAAACUUCGCGUGAUGCGUCAAUGAACGGCAGCAGGAUGGGCAGCCGGCCUGGGCUGUCCAGAGAUGGUGGCUUUGGGAUGACCAGGGGGAGCCGUGGCAUUAGGGGUAGGAUGGGGCCUUCCUCAAGGGGCAGAAUUGUGGGGUCUGGACGAGGACGACGGAGUCCGUUGAGUGGCUAUGAUGAUGGUAUGGGCCGUAGAGAAGAGCGAAUGCCUUACCAAGAGGAUCGGAUGGAUCGGGACCUUCGUACACGUGACCCCUACAUGACCUCUGACCUCCGGGACACAGGUCGAGGAGGAUAUGAGCGCGACAGAGAGCCACUGAUGGAGUCCCGCAGCUUUACCAUGUCGCGGCGUGGAGUGCUGCUCAGUCGUGACUACCCACCGGACCAGGAUUCUUUCUACGACAGCCGGCCAAAACCCAGGGAGAGACAGUCCUCUAGGGAUGUUCACCUGAGCCGGGACCAUGGGCGGGACUUCUCAGGACGAGGAGUGAUGCGGGACUCAUCGCGGGACUUCAUGAGGGAUGAGCCCUUUGACAGCCGUGAUUCUUUCAGCAGAGAGGUUGUCAGGGACUACCCUUCCAUGUCAAGGGAUGUUGGUGGGCGCUCCAUGGACAGACGUGGACUAGCAUUGAGCAGGGAUUAUGGUAGUCCCUAUAACGGAGACUUUGGCCAUGAACCUCCCAGCAGAAGUCAUGGUUCUUCAAGAGAGGAUUUCUCCAGAGGUCCCCAAAUCCGCCAUAGUAGCCCAGGCCGCAGGCCCCCAACACGGGCCCCAAGAGGCAUGUCGUCACGUGGUCCACCACCUUCUAGAAGACCCCUUAUGAGCAGAGGACCCCCACCAAGGGGGCCAUCAUUUGAGUCCAGUGGCCCACCUGGGCGGAUCAGCCACCGUGAUGACCGUGGCCGAGGAGACAUGUCACGGGGCCGAGGAAGACGCCCUGAUAUGGAUGGCCGUGGGCCACCCAUGAAACGCCCUAGGUCAAGCUUUGCCCCUCAAGGAGCCCCCAGCAGGCGAUGAAGGACUUUAUUUCCUGAUGACCAUAAAUCAUACACAACUCUUGGGCUUACCUGACCAUCUCUUCGAUAAUAGUUUUAAGCGUUUUUGUAUUGUUUUUCUUUCGUUCAUUCGUCAUUUUAUCAACCUUGUUUCAAGGUAAAAAGCUACAGCAUAAAUGGCCACUGGAUAUCAUUUGUUUCUGACUGUUUGUUAGUUUUAGUCCAUGUUCUCAUCACUAUCUAGCAAAGCCCAUCAUGUUUGCAAACAGUUUUAUCUACAUUAAAGAAUAACAAUUCCCUACUACUGCCUUGGACUGUUUGUCUCUGGAUUGCCAUUUAAGAAAUGUAUAGGCCUAUAGAGACGAUGGGUUCCUGUUUAACCGUUGACUAUCAAAGUUUAGCAGCUGUACAUCACAGAUUUCAAGUGCAUCAGGAGUGAAUCACGACCCUAGCCUGUAAAGCUGGAAAAUCUGUCAAACAGGGCAACCAUGGCCUCAAACAUGUUAAAUCAGGGAAGUCCAACAGGGCAGCCCAGGUCUUCAAACAUGUUAAAUAAGUGAUGUCAAACAGGGCAGCCCAGGCCUUCAGACAUCAUUCAAACAUGUUAAAUCAGUGAAGUCAAAGAGGGCAACAAAGGCUUUCAAACAUGCUGCAAUCAUAUUAAGUCAGCGAAGUCAAACAGAGCAACAAUGGCAUAUAGCAUCCUUCAAACAAGUGAAAUCAGCAAAGUCAAACAGGGCAACAAAGGCUUUCAAA